Molecule: messenger RNA, 1893 nt
Organism: Paraphaeosphaeria sporulosa
Lineage: Eukaryota; Fungi; Ascomycota; Dothideomycetes; Pleosporales; Didymosphaeriaceae
Product: PLP-dependent transferase
Exons: 2
Coding region: 108-1814 (568 amino acids)
Biological process (GO): carboxylic acid metabolic process; sphingolipid catabolic process
Cellular component (GO): endoplasmic reticulum
Molecular function (GO): sphinganine-1-phosphate aldolase activity; pyridoxal phosphate binding
Source: RefSeq, a predicted model, not a curated record
AACAAACCACCGUUAUCGCACGACUGCCUACCGUCUGACCUCCUACACGUAUAAUGCCAUCGUUGGCAUAGAGUGGAACAUCGCGCGACCACAAUUGACUGCGCAACAUGCCUGGAUCAUCGCGCCUCCCCGUCAGUCUCCGCGAGACUUUCAACGCGCGCACUCGCUCGGUUAGGGGCCAGCAGUUGGCGGCGCUGAACGUGGACUUGCUGCGGAACAUUGUUUUCCUGCUCUUCGUUCUACGAUGGACGCGCAAGCUCUUCUACCAGCUUAAAGGUCGUGGAAUCACCGGAUCCAUUGUCGACGUGUAUACCUCGACCCGCCGCACCCUCUAUGGCGUCUUCCUGCAACUCCCGGGCGUCCGCACAAAGGUCGCGACGCAGGUGGCCGAGUCGAUUCUGAAGCUUGAGCGCAAGCUGGUGCCUUCUGGCCCCGGCGUUGAGCGCAUCACAUCACUACCGGCUGAAGGAUGGAGCGAAGAGGAUGUACGGAAGAAGCUGGAUGAGCUUGCACAGAUGGAGCACACGAGGUGGGAGGACGGAAGAGUCAGCGGAGCGGUAUACCACGGUGGUGACGAGCUGAUGCGCCUGCAGACUGAGGCGUUUGGCAAGUUUACAGUUGCGAACCCGAUCCAUCCGGACGUGUUCCCCGGGGUGAGGAAGAUGGAGGCAGAGAUUGUGGCCAUGGUACUGUCGCUCUUCAAUGCGCCUGAGGGUGCCUGCGGAGUCACCACUAGCGGCGGCACAGAGUCCAUCCUCAUGGCAUGCCUGUCUGCACGCAACAAGGCAUAUCACGAGCGCAGCGUUACCGAGCCCGAGAUGAUCCUACCGGAGACGGCACACACGGCUUUCCGUAAAGCGUGUGAAUACUUCAAGAUCAAGAUGCACUUGGUAGCAUGCAAAGCGCCCUCAUACAAGGUCGACCUGCGUGCUGUCUCGCGCCUCAUCAACCCUAACACGAUUCUACUUGUCGGCUCUGCCCCUAACUUCCCCCACGGCAUCAUCGACGACAUCUCGGGACUCUCACGGCUGGCGCACAAGAAGAAGCUCCCGCUGCACGUCGACUGCUGCCUCGGCUCCUUCAUCAUCCCCAUGCUCCCCAAGGCCGGCUUCGACUUUGAGCCGUUCGACUUUAAGCUUAAAGGCGUAACCAGCAUCUCCUGCGACACGCACAAGUACGGCUUCGCACCCAAGGGCAACAGCACCGUCCUCUACCGCUCCGACGUCUACCGCAAGUACCAGUACUUCAUCAGCCCCGACUGGUCCGGCGGCGUUUACGCGUCUCCCUCGAUCGCGGGUUCCCGUCCCGGCGCCCUCAUCGCAGGGUGCUGGGCGUCCCUCGUCAAGCAAGGCCAAAACGGCUACAUCGACGCCUGCCACAAGAUCGUCGGCAGCAUGAAGCAAAUCGAGUCCGCGAUCCGCGAGCGCCCCGAGCUUUCCGCCGAUUUGAAGGUUAUCGGCCGCCCGCUCGUCUCCGUCGUCGCGUUCCUUAGCCCAACGCUCGACAUCUACGACAUCGCCGACGGUAUGAACGCAAAGGGCUGGCAUCUCAAUGCCUUGCAGUCUCCACCCGCCAUUCAUAUCGCUGUCACGCUGCCGAUUGUCGCGGUUGCGGAUAAGCUUGUGGCUGAUCUUGUCGAGGUGGUGGAGGGCGUGAAGGAUGAGGAGAGGAAGAGGAUUGCGGAGGGGAAGGGGGCGAAGGGUGCGGUCAAGGGGGAUACCGCGGCGUUGUAUGGGGUUGCGGGGAGUCUGCCGAAUAAGAGUGUGGUCGUAGAUCUGGCGAAGGGGUUUUUGGAUACGUUGUAUAAGGCGUAGGACUGGAGAAGGGGACGACGGCGUUUGAUAGCGUUUUGGUAUUGGUAUGGACAGGGUUAUGGAAUUAUAUUAUCAUGAG